AUGCUGCACGUGGACCUGAACGACGAUCUAGCCGAGUACGUCGACGUGGCAUUCGCGUCUGGAGACAACGUGGUCGUCGUCGUGGUUAGCCAGCGGGAGAUGCAGCAACCCAGCGCGGUUCACACCGCCUUGGCCAACUUGCCACAACAAGUGCUGUACCGGCAACAGUCCAUGGCCACGAUUGAAGAAGAUGCCGAGUUCCACAGCUUUACCCCCCUCUUGCGCAGUACAACUCACUUGGGAGCAGCCUCGUCCAUGGGUCGAGAAAACAGCGCCGACCAUGGGGGCCACGACUUGGACAUUGAAGGCGAGGAGUACUACACCUCCAUUGUCAAAUCAUUCCCCAUGCACCCCUUGGAGCAUUUCAUGCCCAACCAGUACGACAGCGAGGAUUCCGAGUCUGUAGUGGACUCGGAGGCCUCAUCGGACGUCUCGGUCUCGUCUGCGACCAACGACGUCGACGAUGCUGCUUGCUUGGAAGGCAUGCAACCAGCUGACGACUUCCAUCGAGUGUUUGCAUGGUUACAAGAGCACCAUGGCUGGACGCGCCAACCAGGGUUAUGGGGUGGCUUAUCGUGA
Messenger RNA from Aphanomyces invadans, 579 nucleotides. RefSeq lists its product as hypothetical. Bases 1 to 579 code for a protein of 192 amino acids. The record is from RefSeq and is a predicted model, not a curated record. NCBI's taxonomy places the organism in Eukaryota, Oomycota, Saprolegniomycetes, Saprolegniales, Verrucalvaceae. The transcript has 2 exons.